This is a messenger RNA of Limulus polyphemus (Atlantic horseshoe crab), 2099 nucleotides long. Its product is annotated as store-operated calcium entry regulator STIMATE-like. The transcript has 7 exons. Gene Ontology annotation, cellular component: membrane. The coding region runs from base 95 to 1099 and encodes 334 amino acids. The record is from RefSeq and is a predicted model, not a curated record. Lineage: Eukaryota; Metazoa; Arthropoda; Merostomata; Xiphosura; Limulidae.
AACAGCUGAUGCUGUUAAUAAACGAAGUUCUUAAUUGGUCAGUCAUAUUCUUAUACCCAAAGAAAGGACAAGUGCUAGCUAUUAAAAUUGGCGUAUGGACACUGUAAUGAAUUCCAAAUUUCCUGAAGUAAUUUUAGUUUCUGUGUUAAAAUUCAAUCUUUCUGAAUACGGAAGUAACACGUCAACUGCUAGUACCAGUAGUACUACAUUGUUAGCUGAGCCUGUGGAAAGUAAUACUAGUAUUAGUAAUGAUUCAUCUAUGGGACUUGGGCUGGUUCUUGGUUUGCGUGACCAAUCAAGCUUACAGGCAGAUCCUGUAGGCCUAUCUAAAAUUCACUGUACUCAUGGAGCACUGACCGAUUCCUUCGGAUGGUUUGUUCAAGGAAUACUGGCUGGACUAGCCUUUACGUGUCUUAUAUUAAAAAGAUUUUGUGAGCCCACUAAACAAAGACGACCUUGGAUUAUUUGGUUUUAUGACACUUCAAAACAAGGUCUUGGAGCUCUAGUCAUUCAUUUUGCAAAUGUAUUUCUGGCAGAGUUUUUCCAUGGAGAUCCGUGCACUUGGUACAUAGUUAGCUUUCUCUUGGAUUCUUCCGUUGGACUGUUCAUCAUAUAUGUUGGAAUACGACUUACUCAGUACUUUGCUCGAAAGAAUUCUUGUAAUAAAAUAGUUUUUGGGGAGUAUGGUAUACCUCCACAGAUUAAUGCCUGGCUUGCUCAGUGUGGCAUGUAUGUUGUGAUAGUUUUAGUGGAGAAACUACUCAUCACUUUGCUCAUACAACUUCACUUUUGGGAAAGCGUUAGGGAAUUCAUUAUGUCACCAAUAAGAAACCCGAAGGUUGAAGUUGCUAUUGUGGUGUUGAUAAUACCGUUUAUAGUUAACGUCAUCAUGUUCUGGGUGACCGAUAACUUCUUAAUGCACAAACAUGGACGAUGGAAGACCGAAGAAAACCCUACCACAAAGUUGAAGGUCCACUACCAACCAAUGGAUAACCAGGAAAAUUCUGAAGUUGAAAUUCUUUUAUCAGACGAGGAUAAUGAGGGAUCAGAUGAUGCUGGAUGUCAUCACCAUCAUCGCAAGUCCAUAUCAAUUGUUUGAGUUUAUAUCCGAUGUUAUCUAAUCAGAGUGAAGAAGCAGCAAUAGAAUUAUUCUGUAACUUCUUUUUUUCGUUGGUAUUCAGUUAUUUUGGUUAAAUGGUUUUUUAACCAAAGUAUCGAAGAUUUCUAGGAUAUGAACAACUUGUUAAUAAAUCGUAUAUGUACUUUUACAACGCUUAAAUGUUUUUAUAAAUUAUUAACUUAAACUUUGUUGUGUUUGUUUUGUUUUUUUACAAUUUUUGGGCACUUUUUUAAAUAUGUUCUGUCAUUCUAAAUUCUUAGUUGCUUGAAUGAGCAUACAUGACCAGUUAGUUUGUUGGUGGACACGUAAAACAAAUGUAAUAUCAGAAAGAGUUAAUUUACUUCUUUGAUGAAUUACAGUGUAUGAACCACAAGUAAAACUUUUUCUGUUUAAUUUACUAAUUAUUUUUGUGGAGUAAAUCGCACAAACAGUGGAAAAUAUUCAGUUUGUUGAGCAAUGAAAGCUACUUUAAUGUACUAUGGAGCUCUUAUUACAAACUUAAAUUAAAGGGAUGAGUUAGUUCAGUUUGUUGAGCAGUGAAAGCUACUUUAGUGUACUAUGGAGCUCUUAUUACAAACUUAAAUUAAAGGGAUGAGUUAGUUCAGUUUGUUGAGCAGUGAAAGCUACUUUAGUGUGCUAUGGAGCUCUUAUUACAAACUUAAAUUAAAGGGAUGAGUUAGUUCAGUUUGAGAGGAUGUAACAGGUAUGGUGAUUAACAAUUAUUAGUGAUUAUAAGUCAAAUUAUUGAUCACAUAAAUAAACUGGUAUUUGAAUUCAUCUGUUUUAGAGGCACGUUGUUUAAAAAAUCUUUUUUUGUUUUACUUUGAAUUAUAUAGCAUUUAGUAAAACAAACAACCAGCUACAUUGUUUUGAAAUUGCGAAAAGGAUGAAACUAGCUGUAUAAAAGAUAAAAUAUGACCAUUAUUCUUUUAAAAGGAUCAUUAUCCGGUCCCAAUAAACGUAUUUUGUACUAUUUAAA